AUGCCGUUUCAACACAAACCCCAAGACACUACCCGUAGGAGAAAAUUUACAAAGCGUGACCUUGAGCAAGCUAUUAGUGAGAUUCAGGGAGGUGCUUCUAUUAGAAAAACAGCCAUUAAAUAUGACAUUGAUAGAACGACUCUAAGAAGUGAUGAAGAUUUCAUGUGUUCUGCUGUAACAGAUAGGGAUAUAUCCAAUGAAAAUUAUGAACUUACCAGUAGUUCGUCUCAAUGUCGCCAAGCUCAGCUUGUCUUUUCAAGCGCUCAGCAAGAUCCACCAGAUUUUCCGCAGAGCUUCAACGACGUUGAUCUGAAAAUUCCGUCAACAUCUCAACAGAUCCCUAAUGAUGAAGUUCAGGACCCUCCAUAUAGUCCCCUGCUUGAUUUAAAUAAUGUCUCGCUUCUGGAUUCAGUGACUGUUUCUCUAACAAAUAACCAACUAAACCCUCCAGCUCAGAAAAGUCCGCAAACCUCUGACAAAGUCUUAAAAAGCUUUUCACAUGCACCAUCAGACUCUGAACCAAAUUCACUCAACUGUUCUAAAGUUUAUCUUGAGAGCCUGGUGAAUUGUUGCCUCACUAAAUUGAAUGACACUCUCAUGGCUAAAUUAAAUUGUAAUUUAGAAGUUUCUUUUCAUCAGUGCCAAGAGGCUGAAAUAAAUUAUUAUUAUCCUCCGAAUUCACCUACUCUGACACAAAAGCUGGAUAUUCCGCAAACUCCGGACCAUAUUACUAAAAAAGUAACUAUUACACCAGAAAUAAUAAGACCAUACCCAAAAGCUGCACCCCGAAAGACAACACGGCGUGGACGACAACCUGGAAAAACAAAAAUUCUAACAAAAACUCCUAAAAAAAUUACAGAUGAUGAUUCAAAUGAAAUUCUUAAGAAAACAACAACUAAGGCCAAAGGUGACAAGUCCUCAAAAACUAAAGCUAAGAAGAAUAUUAAAAGAGGAAAGAAGGUAGACACAAAAAAAGCAAAGAGGCAAGUUUUACAAGAAAAGAACAAUGACACAGAUUGUGAAGAUGAUUUUAAAGCAGAUUUUAAGAAAAUGAAAGAAAAAGUAAAGCAAGGGAAAAAUAAAAUAAAAAGAAACAAAGAUACAGGACCAGCAAAAACCAAAAAAAGGAAAAUAAAUAAACAACAGAAACGUUCUCGCACGUUCGCUCGCUCAAUUGACAGUGAAUCUGAAGAAAAUUAUGACGAUUGUAUUCCUUAUGCUGAUAGCUCUAAUGACGGUGACUGGGAAGGGGAAGGAGUACCAGAGUUGGAUACUCGUUGGUAUUGCUUUAUUUGUGGUACUGAAGAACUCUUGGAUAUGCGUCUUUGUAUUUCUUGUAAAAGGUAUGUCCACGAGGAAUGUGUAGGGCUAACUAUUAACGAUUCUGAAAACUUCAUGUGUCCAGAAUGUGAUUAA
Parnassius apollo (apollo) is the source of this 1416-nucleotide messenger RNA. Lineage: Eukaryota; Metazoa; Arthropoda; Insecta; Lepidoptera; Papilionidae. The record is from the annotation of a GenBank genome assembly.